ACGGCGGACGGCCGUAGUGCUCGCAUCGAUCGCGUUCGGCGCACGCAAGUCGCGGCAUAGAUCAUCGUGAGUCGUACCGCGCAAACUCCGCGCAUCGCUGCGAGCGUAACGGCCCCUCAGCAGCCAGGCUGCAGCACCCGAAAAAACAUGUCCUCAGCCGCGGAGCGCAGCCGUCGCCGCUGGUCGCUGGCACCCGUCACAAGCAGCACUAAUACUGCGAUCGCGACGACACCACCGCUCUCGGCCGCCGAGCGAGCGCUCGGGAACGCCUUCGCCGCGUGCGCAAGACGCGACGAGGAGGCGUGGCCGCCCGCGCGGCCCGCGGCAGGAAUCGCGGCGAAUGAAAUCAUCUGGCGCCUCGUGGCCCAGUUCUGCGACGCACGCGCGCUCUGCGCUCUAGGUGCGACCGCAACACCUCUAUACACGGCGUCGUGCGACGUCGUCCCGUUCCUCGCAAACGACGUGACUUUGUUCCCGCACCAAAGGCGCGGCCUGCGUUUUAUGCUUCGGAGGGAGAGAAGUGGCAAAGGCGGCGGGCUUCUUUGCGACGAGCCGGGGACGGGCAAGACCCUCACGGUCGUGGCGCUCCUGCUGCGCACGGCGCGGCUGCGCGCGGCGCGGCCGCCGGAGCCGGCGCGGCGCCUGAGCGGCCGCGUCAAUGCGCGCCUGGCGCGCCCGAAGGAACUCAAAGUGCGCCUCAAAGUAGGUGGCAAGACCGCGCCCGGGACUUUGAUCGCGCGCGACCCUGAGCAACGACGGCGCUGCGGCGGGACCCUGAUAGUCGCGCCCACGGCUUUGGUGCGGCACUGGCGGGACGAGCUGCUGCGGCGCGCGGGCGGACGAGCUGCUGCUGCGGAUGAAGUCACAAAGAAGCUCUGCUGCCUCCACGACGCCUACGGGUUCAUGUUUUUCGACCUCCACGGCCGGGAGUGGGGUAAUAACAUCGAGAGCGACCGCCCGCCCGACGUGCUGGUGGUGAGCGAAGAGCGCCUGUCGCGCGAGUUCAGAAGCGUCACGAAGAAGCGCUACUCGCUCGACGAUGACGCCGAGGACGCCGCGGACCAGAGUCCGCUCUUGAAGCACGCCUGGCGGCGCGUCAUCGUCGACGAGGGCCGCCACGCCGGCGACGCGGCGUCGACGAAUCGCCUGCGGCUCAUGUCGGCGCUGACGGCCGAGAGCGUCUGGAUCCUCACGGGCACGCCGACGCGCGGCGAGCGCGGCGAGGCGCGGAGGGGCGAGGCGGCACUGAGGCAAGUCGGUCGUUUGCUGCGCACGGUGCGAGAGAGUUCACAUGCAACGGACUUGGACGGCUCGCUGUGGCAGGCUAGGGUAGUGACACCCCUCGUCUCGGGAAGCGGCGACGCGGCCGCGGCCGGCGCGUUGCGCGACGCACUCCGAACGUGCUGCGUGUGCCACUCGGCUGCCGACCUGCAACUACCGGCACCCAUCAGGAUCGUGAGCCGCCUCCGACCGUCGCGCUCCGAGGCUCGCUCGCUGAACGCGUUCUGCGCGUUCGUCCAAGCCAAUUUGUACCUCACGACGCUCGAGGUGGCCGACGUCGCGUCGAUGGACGACGGCUACGGCGCGUCGCUGCUCAACCCGCGGAACCGCCGCGCGGCCAAAGAGGCCAUCGACAAUAUAUUGCUGUGCUGCGCCGGCGGCGGCGAGAUGGUUAAAUUAUCCAGACCUGAGGUGCUGGGCGAACUACGGUACCUGCGCGAGACAGUGUGGAAAUCAAAUUUCGGGCGCCCGACGCCAUCGACGCGUCGUUGUCCCAGUGAUGGCAUGGAGGUUCACAAACCACGCAGGCUCGAAAAGGUCCACAAAACUCCGCAACGGAAAACGGACCGCGCGGUGCGCUUCUUCGCCGACGAGACGUCGUCGCUGCCGUGCGCGAAGUGCGCCCUGUCUCUCUCGUUCUUGCUGGUCGCGCCGUGCGGCUGCCUGUACUGUCCCGAGUGCGCGGCGAAGGCGUCGCCCUCCGCCUGUGCGGUCUGCGCGAAGACCUUUGUCGACGUCGAGGACGACGUGUCCGACGAUCGCUGGGAGCAUCCUGUCGCGAAGCGCGCCGACGGCACGCUCCGGUGCCGCUUCUGGCGCGACACGGACGACGGCCGCACCAUCGGCUGCUCACACGUUCAUACGUCGUCGAAGAAGCAGAAAAUGCCGGGCGGAGAAGCGUUUGUGUGGCUCCAGCCCGGCGUCGAGCUCCAGUGGCGGGAGGCCGUGCUCGAGCGGGACACGGCGGCGCGGGCGGCGGCCUUCCAGGCGUCGGGGACGGCGUCCGCGGCGCCGGCGCGGACUCCGGCGGGGACUGCAUUCGCGGCGCCGGCUUGGACUCCCACGGUGGUGGACGACGCCCACACCAAGGCGCGGCACGUGCUCGAUCGGCUCGAGUCCGCCGUCGCCGCCUUCCGGUCAGGAGGGUCGCGGCCCGUGCGGGCCAUCCUGUUUGCCGAAGAUAGGAAGAUUUUGGAUUGGGUGGGCCACUACCUCAUCAUGCGACUUGGCCAAGACGCCGUCGCACAACACUGGGGCACUCAUAGAGCCGACGAGCUGCGCAAAUUCCGUAGCGGCCUGGUCGCGUACCGGACGUGCUUGAGCUGCGGCGCCGCGAGCGAGGACAAGUGCAAGACGUGCGGCCGGCGCGUGCUCGUGCUGACGGCCGUCGAGGACCUGCCGACGCGGGUCUUCGAGGAGAACGUCCGGGACCACCGCCUGGGACGCGUCUACUCCGUCGGCGAAACGGUGUCGCUCGUCGCGGGCGGUCCGCCGCGCAUCAUCCGGGCGAUCGCGCGCUGCGGCGGGACGUACGGGGCCGAGCGGACGCGCCAACUCGACCGCGGCGCGGCGCGCGUGUUGCUUUUGCACCACGACGGCCGUCACGGUUUAGAUCUGCCCUUCGUGACGCAUAUCUUCCUCUUGCGGACGAUCUGGGAGUCGGGAUACGAGAAGCAGGUCGUGUCCCGCGCGUGCCGCCUCGGUUGCGAGGGGCCCGUCGUCGUCGACCAGGUCCUCGCCCGCGGCACGGCCGAGGAGGCGCUCUUCGAUCGCGUCGCGUCGCGGGCCGCUCCGGCGUCCGAGGCGGAGAAGAUCGACUCGCUGCUGCGGGGCCUGCGGUUGUUGCGGUCGUGACCGCGUGUUGUUUAUAAGUACAAGUGUGUAAUCAAA
Pelagomonas calceolata is the source of this 3171-nucleotide messenger RNA. The record is from the annotation of a GenBank genome assembly. Lineage: Eukaryota; Pelagophyceae; Pelagomonadales; Pelagomonadaceae.